Penicillium griseofulvum is the source of this 342-nucleotide messenger RNA. RefSeq lists its product as uncharacterized. The record is from RefSeq and is a predicted model, not a curated record. Lineage: Eukaryota; Fungi; Ascomycota; Eurotiomycetes; Eurotiales; Aspergillaceae. The coding region runs from base 1 to 342 and encodes 113 amino acids. The transcript has 2 exons.
AUGCAGCUCACAACCCUAUUCACUGUUUGCAUUGCUGCUCUGAGCAGCACCGCUGUUGCAAUGCCCCGUCUCUCUGGGGCGUAUCACGGUGCCCGCAUCUCUGUUCGUGUCCCUGGAAAUGAAACUACCGCUCACAAUGCCACUACAACGGGUACACGGGGUAAAGCUCCCUUGUCGACGGGGACGGCUCAUGGUGGUCGUGUUAGUGUCAACCGCUGCCAUGAGUUGUGCUCUUUGCAGUCUCAGACUUGCUCGCUUGCUGUACCGGAGGAUGAUAAGUUUUGCUGGUCCGUUUACUUGCAAUGCACGGAGAGGUGCAAGCCUGGGCAUUUCCGCAAGUAA